Hydra vulgaris (swiftwater hydra) is the source of this 1702-nucleotide messenger RNA. Its product is annotated as lysosomal phospholipase A and acyltransferase. Gene Ontology annotation, biological process: lipid metabolic process. NCBI's taxonomy places the organism in Eukaryota, Metazoa, Cnidaria, Hydrozoa, Anthoathecata, Hydridae. The record is from RefSeq and is a predicted model, not a curated record.
UAUUUAUUACAAUUAUUAACGCGUGUUUAAGAAUAAAAAUAUCUAAAAUUAUUAUUGUUCACUAAAGGUAAAAAAUGGCUUCAAUGCCCAAAAUUUUAAAAAGAAUACUUUUAUUGAUUUGUAUAGAUAAUACUUUGUCUUUGGCGCCAAUAGUUAUUGUACCAGGAAUUGGUGGAAGUCAAAUAGAGGCAAAGUUGAAUAGAGAUCAAAGUACAUAUUAUUGGUGCUAUAAGCAGUACCCAAAUUGGUUUACUCUUUGGUUGAGCAUUGAAGAGCUUUUCCCUAUAGUUGAGAAAUGUCUAGCUGAAAAUAUCAAAACAAACUACAAUGAUACUACAAAAACAAUGGAAAAUGCAAAAGGAGUUUAUACUAGAGUUCCAGAUUUUGGUAAUACAACAGCUAUUGAAUGGCUAGAUCCGUACAUUCAUUUUGCAGGUGUUUAUUUUUUUCCAUUUAUUGACGCUUUAACUCGUUCUGCUGGCUAUGUAAGAGGAAAAUCGUUACGUGCUGCACCAUAUGACUUUCGCUAUGAUCCAAAUCAUGCUGGAGAUUAUUUUGAAAAUUUGCGUCUGUUGAUUGAAAAAACAUAUUAUGAUAAUGGUAAUCAAUCUAUAAUGUUGAUAUCACACAGUAUGGGUGCUCCUUACUCUCUCUACUUUUUAAAUAAACAAACACAAGAAUGGAAAGAUAAGUUUAUUAGAGCUUGGAUUACAAUAUCAGGUGUUUUUGGAGGAUCAGUUAAAGCUGUUCUUGCAUAUAUAUCUGGGGAUAGCUUUGGAAUUCCAUAUUUUCUUGACAGCCCGAUUAAAUUGAGAGAAUUUCAGCGUUCAUUUUCUAGCCUGAGUUAUAUAUUACCAAAUUCAAAUUUUUGGAAUGAUAACGAGGUAAUUGUGAAGACUAAUGAUCGAAGUUAUACUGUAAAGGACUAUGAUACUCUCUUUGAAGAUAUAAACUAUCCAAUUGCUCAAAAGAUUUUAAAAUUGGUCCCAGAAGUUUGGAGUAAUGAACCCCCUGGAGUGAAAAUGUAUUGUUUUUAUGGAAAUCUUGUUGAAACUCCUGAAGUUUUGUAUUAUAAAUCUGGAUUUGCUAAAGAUAACUAUCCUAAUAUAUAUUAUGGCGAUGGAGAUGGAACUGUAAACUUAAAAAGCUUAGAAGGGUGUAGGCUUUGGCAAGGUAAGCAGAAACAACAAAUUAUUCAUCGAAUGUUUCCGAUGGGAGAGCAUAAUGGUAUACUUCAGAAUCCUUAUUUAAUUCGUUCAGUCAUAGAGGCUUUGGAACAAUAAAUUUCAUUUUACUUUUUAUAAUAAAUGUCAGAUUAUUAUUUUAAAAUUGGAGUAAAAAGGGAUCGUCCAUAAAGUACGUACACUCGAAGAGGAAGAUUAUGGCGUUUCUGAGAUAAGGGGGCAGUAGGUCAAUUAUAAAAGUAUGGUGACACUAAAUUAAAAAAAAAUAUCAUAAAAUGUUGGGUUAGUAGGUUAAAAGCGUAGGUACUUUUAGGGAGGUAAAGAGUAAUCAAAAAAGCGUACGGGAAAUUGCGGGGGUAGGGGGGGUUAGCGAAAAAAAAGCGUACGUACUUUAUGGACGACCCCAAAUGCUGUAUAUUGUUAAAUAAUUUUCACUAAUGUGUUAAUGCAGUGUGUAAUAUGUUAAUGUAGUUUAGUGUGUAAUAUUUAUAUAACUGUGUUUGAAUAUUGUUUUCUUA